Molecule: messenger RNA, 1050 nt
Organism: Pseudomyrmex gracilis
Lineage: Eukaryota; Metazoa; Arthropoda; Insecta; Hymenoptera; Formicidae
Gene: ND-19
Product: NADH dehydrogenase [ubiquinone] 1 alpha subcomplex subunit 8
Exons: 3
Coding region: 211-738 (175 amino acids)
Biological process (GO): mitochondrial electron transport, NADH to ubiquinone
Source: RefSeq, a predicted model, not a curated record
CAUCGUGAACCAUAGCGCACCGGGCGGAAAAGCAAUAACAGGUAAGAUGCGGCCUUGGACUGUUCUCAGGUCUUCUCUCUGAUUCUACGAAUUCGCAUCGAAAUUACGGAAAGUGAUUUCGUGGGGAAAUUUCCCGCGCGUUGACCUUGACUUGUUGUUAAUUAAAUAAACAAGUCACUUGAUCGAAGCGCAGUCGUAAAGUAAAAAAAUAUGGCCGCGACGGUGGAAACUGUGCUACCUGAGGAGAGCGAGUUAACCGUUCCAGAGCUGAACGUCAGCUGGCCGGUCCUGCAAACCGCUUCUGUGUACAUCGGCAAGGCUUGCGAGUGGUACAACAAUGAAUUUAUGUUGUGCAGACAUGAGGAGAGAGAUCCGCGCCGUUGUCUCAACGAGGGAAAAGCCGUGACCGCCUGCGCGUUAGAUGUUCUCAAGAAAAUGAAGAAAAACUGCUUCGAAGAUUUUAACGCGUACAUGUACUGCCUUGAGAGAUCAUCCGGAACGCUCGAAUUUUCUCCAUGCCGAAAGACACAAGCAGCUCUGGAUCAAUGCGUUCGUGAGAAAAUGAACAUAGAACGUCCACCGUUUGGAUAUUUCUGCGAGGCUAAAGUUCAUGAUACAUCCAGACCUCGGCCGUCGAAAGACGAGUCUAUAACGUAUCCAGAUUACACUCCUGGUCUGUCGCCUGACGAACCACGCGAAAAGUCGAAAUAUCACAAUCGCUUGUGGUUUAAAUCGUAAGCUGCCGCAACGAUUCGACAGCCGCCGCUGCAAAUGUUGUGUUUACCAAAUUCCACAGAUCGUAUCAGGUAAUAACUAGACAAUUAUAGGGAAUCAAGUGUAUACGUGUAUGUAAUACAUGUGUGCAAUUUGCAGUGUGCUUCUCAACAUUGUAGAAACAUUCGUUUCGUAUGAAAAAUGUAUAGAACUGCAUUGUACAUGUAUUGUGAAUAUAAAUUUAUGAACAACAAAAUGAAACACGAAUGAUUUCAUUAAUUAUUGUUGUUACACCUUAUACAUGUGUAUAUAAAUACAAAGGUUUAUAAAGUGUAA